UCGCGGCCUCGCGAGCUCGAAACACCCAGGCGGCCCCCGCAUCUCCUCCCAUGUCGCAGUAGGGCUGACCAAAACCCUAACCCUAACUUUCUCCUCCGACGCCCUCCUCCUGAGGCAGUAUACAUGGACGCGAAGGACAUCCUCGGGCUCCCGAAGACCCCCUUCUCGUCCUCCCAGGAGAAGAAGUCGCGGCCGCCCAAGGAGCCGCAGCGCAAGCCCGAUGGCGUCUCGCGCGAGGUCUAUGCGCUCACAGGAGGGGUGGGAAUGGCCCCGCUCAUGCCGACUGUCGAGGCAUCACACCUGAAGCGGCGGCCUGCUGCGGAGAAGGAGAAGGUAGCAUGGCAGUGGUUACCUUUCACAUCCUCUGCGCGAACUGACAACCUUCAACUCUAUCACUGGGUUAGAGUUGUUAAUGGUGUUCCACCAACUGGUGACUAUCAGUUUGCAAAAUAUAACAAGAAAGUGGAUGUUCAUAAAUACACGGAUGAGGAGUACGAGAAGUAUUUAAUUGAUCCUGCUUGGAGCAGGGAGGAAACAGAUCAGCUAUUUGAAUUAUGUGAACGGUUUGACCUUCGUUUCAUAGUAGUAGCAGACAGGUUUCCUACGUCUCGCAGUGUGGAAGAUCUGAAGAGCCGUUACUAUUCUGUUUCUCGGUCUCUUCUAAUUCACAGGGCUCGAUCAUUUGAUGAUGUUUCUGGGAAUCCCCUUGUGAAGGAUAGCUAUGAUGCUGCUCAUGAGACUGAGAGGAAGCGUGCAUUAUCAGCACUUCUCUCCCAAACUAAACAGCAAGAAAAAAAGGAUGCUGAGACUUUGGCAGAAGCAAAACGCAUUAUGGAAUCUCGUGCUGCUAGCAAAACUGUGGACGAAGCUGGCAUGCCUUCGAGCUCUGAUAAUGCUAUGGUUCCUGUUGAUGGUGUAUCUCCCUUGAGCAGCACUCAUCCUCCAUUAACACAUCCAAAUACAGCAGCGAACAGCUCCAUACCUAAUUCACUACGAACGCUUCGAGUGUAUUUGAGAACCCAUGCGCUUGACCAAAUGGUCCAAGCAGCAAGUGCUUCAGCUGGCCUUAGAGUUAUCAAAAGGGUUGAUCAGACACUACAAGAUCUAGGGGUGAAUUUGAAGCCUAAGGUUCCAACAAAAGCAGUUUGUAUAGAACAUCUUGAAUUGCGGAACGAGAUACUCACAUUGCUUAACUUACAGAAGCAGCUGCAAAAUAAAGAGGCAGAAGUUUCAGCUAACCGAGAAAGUUCCUUCACGGAGGCACCAAGCACGCCUAAGCGUUCUAAUAGAGAUAUUGAUCGUCCCUUCGUCCCUGAUACAGUUGGGUUUACAGGUGAAAGAGCAGGCAAACGGGAUCACAAGCGGAAGAACACUGGAAGAUUUAUAGAUGCGCCUCCGUCACCACCCCAAUCCAAGAGGCCUAGGAAAUUGAAGGGAUCAGACUGAUAAUGCUGUUCAAAUAGCCGAUGGAAACAUUUCAUUAGUCAAACAACCCUCACUUUCAGGCUUACAUCUAGAGAUGAAGAUGAACAAAAUAGGUCAGUUCCGGCCUUGGUGGAAGUCAGUUCAGAUUUCGGAUGGUCUGUCUUGCAGGAAUCUGCUUUCGUGGCUAGAAGAUGUGCAUGCUGUGUCUCUGGCUAUCUGCUGUGCAUCGUCUGGGCGGACCUGGAAUCUUAUCAUGGUCGUGAUAUUUGGUUCGGUUUUGUAUUUGUAAUGUAUGUCAUGUAUGUAAAGGUAACUGUGAGAUCAAAAUUGUACCCGUUCAGCUGAUUUCUGAGUUGUUGUUAGCACUGGUGAUGUUAGCGAUGUUAGCGUAUGUUGCUCUAGUUUGGCAAGCUUCUCAUAUAUGGGACCCAUAAACUUGUCAUUCCGUUUUUGGUCCUGCUCAAUAAGAGCGGUCAUCGUUUCAGUCGCCUA
Molecule: messenger RNA, 1917 nt
Organism: Panicum hallii
Lineage: Eukaryota; Viridiplantae; Streptophyta; Magnoliopsida; Poales; Poaceae
Product: SWR1-complex protein 4
Exons: 17
Coding region: 124-1446 (440 amino acids)
Biological process (GO): negative regulation of transcription by RNA polymerase II; DNA repair; chromatin remodeling
Cellular component (GO): NuA4 histone acetyltransferase complex; nucleus; Swr1 complex
Molecular function (GO): transcription corepressor activity
Source: RefSeq, a predicted model, not a curated record